Solanum stenotomum is the source of this 1845-nucleotide messenger RNA. Its product is annotated as disease resistance protein Roq1-like. The record is from RefSeq and is a predicted model, not a curated record. Bases 1 to 1845 code for a protein of 614 amino acids. Lineage: Eukaryota; Viridiplantae; Streptophyta; Magnoliopsida; Solanales; Solanaceae. Gene Ontology annotation, biological process: signal transduction; defense response. The transcript is spliced from 5 exons. Gene Ontology annotation, molecular function: ADP binding.
AUGCAUACACAAUUUGUUGUAGGAGAAUCAUCUUCUUCUUCCCGCUUCUCUUAUGAUGUAUUUCUCAGUUUUAGAGGCGAAGAUACCCGCAAAACCUUCACUGGUCAUCUUUACACCCAAUUGUGUCAAGUCGGAGUUAAGACCUUCAUAGAUGAUGAGGAAUUAAGAAAGGGAGACGUCAUUUCAACCGAACUUGAGAAAGCAAUUGAACAAUCAAGGGUUGCCAUCGUUGUUUUCUCCAAAAAUUAUGCUUCGUCUAGUUGGUGUCUUGAUGAACUUGUGAAAAUUCUCGAUUGCAGAGAGAGGUUAAAGCAGGUAGUUUUGCCUAUUUUCUAUGAUGUUGAUCCUUCUCAAGUGCGAAGGCAAACUGGGUCUUUUGGUGAAGCCUUGGAAAAACAUAAGGAACGAUUGUUUGGAACUCAAAGAGUGGAGAAGUGGAAAGCUGCACUGACUGAAGCUGCAAAUUUAUCUGGGUGGGAUUUGCGAAAUAUUGCUGAUGGGCACGAAUCAAAAUUUAUUGAAAGUAUUAUAGAACAAGUUUUGCAAGAGGCCAACCAGACACCUCUAGAUGUUGCUCAUUACCCAAUUGGAUUAGAUUCUUCUAUCGAGCAUAUAGAGUUGUUACUGCAAAGUGGAUGUGAGCAUGAAGUUCGCAUGGUUGGUAUAUGUGGCGUUGGUGGAAUUGGAAAAACAACUCUAGCAAAAGCUAUCUACAAUCGAAUAUUUCAACAGUUUGGUGGUAGUUGCUUCCUUUCGGACAUUAGAUCAAAAGCUGAAGAAUUGGGUCUAGUCAAGCUGCAAGAAAAAGUACUUUGUCAAAUUCUCAAAACUAAGGAGUUCGAAGUUGAUAGUGUUGCUGAAGGUGUCAAUCUAAUCAAAGCAAGACUUGGGUCAAAGAAGGUUCUAAUUGUUCUUGAUGACGUGGAUCAUAGAAGCCAAUUAGAAUCCCUACAAGAGAAAAAAGUUGGUUUGGCUCUGGUAGUUCUUUCUCCACCACAAGAAUAUGUUAAACUGGCACAAGACAUAAUAAAAUACUCAUAUGGGCUACCAUUAGCUCUUGUGACAUUGGGGUCACAUCUGCAAGGGAGAUCCGUUAAAGAAUGGAGAGAUGAGUUCAAGAAACUAAAAGCAAUUCCUCAUUGUGAUAUUCAAAAGAUUCUCCAAAUAAGCUUUGAUGGACUUGAUGAUAAUACUCAGAGUGUUUUCCUUGAUAUCGCAUGCGCCUUCCAUGGAUGUUAUGAGGAUGAAGUGACCAAAACAUUAAAUGCGUGUUUUUAUUCUGAAAGUGCUAUUUCAACCUUAGUCCAAAGGAACUUGCUCCAAAGGGAUUGUCGUAAGUUAGUGAUGCAUGAUCUAGUGCGGGAUAUGGGAAGAGAAAUUGUUCGCAAGGAAUCACCUCGAGACUGUGGAAAACGGAGUAGAUUGUUCAACCCUCAAGAAGUCCUUGAUGUCCUACAAGGAAAUAAAGGUUCUGAAAAUGUAGAAGUAUUGGUGAUAGAACGACAGGCAUUAAAUGGUGUGAAGCUGAGCACAAAAGCAUUUCAGAAAAUGAUAAAACUUAGGGUGCUUAAAAUCGACGACUUACAUAUCAGUGGAGAUAUUGAGUUAUUGUCCAAGGAGCUCAGAUGGUUUUCUUGGAAAAGAUGUCCUUUAAAAUGUAUACCAUCAAAUUUUUCAGCAGAGAAACUUGUAUUUCUGAAUAUGAGAGGGAGCAAUAUCCAAGAAUUUGGUUUGAAUUUGCAGUAUUGUAGAAGUUUGAAGGAGCUGGAUCUCUCUGAUUGCAAGCACCUUAGGAGUACUCCAAACUUCAAGGGUUCACGAAGUCUUGAGUCUGUGAUGUUUUGA